This is a messenger RNA of Didymodactylos carnosus, 2943 nucleotides long. NCBI's taxonomy places the organism in Eukaryota, Metazoa, Rotifera, Eurotatoria, Philodinida, Philodinidae. The record is from the annotation of a GenBank genome assembly.
AUGGCUGAUAUUAUUCGUCAUCAAUAUCAAAAUGAAGAACUUAUACAUAAAUUACGUUCAAUGUUAAAUGAUUUACCAACAUUACGUACACGAGCAGUGAAAAAAUUAAAACAUUGGCGUGAAGCAGCUAUUAAACGUUUAUUAAUGAAACAAAAACAAUUAGAAAAAACAUUAUUAGAUAAAUUUGAACGUUUAGAAUUUGAUACACAAUUAUUUGUUGAAAAAAUUGAACGUAAAAAGUCGACAACCGGUCCAAGACGAUGGAAUUCUGAACCAUUAGGUUAUGAUAAUACAAAACAAAUUGAACGUAUUAGUAUUAAUUUAAAAUCGAUUAGAGAAGAAUUAGAACAAUCAAAAUUAAUAUUAGCUGAUGGUAUUGAUCCAAAUAGUUUAGAUGUUGGCGAUGAGAUACAAACAACAGCAACAAGUCAACAAUCAACAACAAAGCAAAUUCAACAACAAAAAAAUAGUUCAAUUGUUAAUAAACAUUCGUCAACAACAACUACUCCAUCUUCACAUGAUAUACACGAAUUAGGUUCAGAAUUAAAACGAGUAUUAGACAUAUGUACAAGUCCUCAAUCAGCAUCAUCAUUAUCAACAGAUGAGUAUUCUCCCUUACAAUCAUUAGAUAAUAUUAAUAAUGCCGAAUAUUUAUAUGAUGCAAAUAGUCGACGAACAACAGUAACUCAUGAACCGUUUAUUCAACGAGAUAUUGAAUCUCAUCAACAAAAACAUUUAGUGGAUGGAUCACGUACACCAACAAAUCAUCAUCGUAACUUUCAGACAUUAAUAAACAAUGUCUCACCUCAACCAACAGUCUCAUCUACACAAUCGUCAUCGUCAAACUCAUCAAAUAAUACUGGUUUAAAUGAUAAUAACAGCAAAAAUAAAUUAUUUCAAUCUGAUUCGUUUGAUGAUUCAGUUAGAAGAUUUCAACGUUUAAGAGAAAUAAGAAAAAAUUUACGUAGAAAAUACGAUGAUAAACAACAGAUAAAUGAAAUUUCAUCGAAUACGAUCAAUAAUGAAAAUAUCGAACUACAAUUCAGUGAAAAAAGACGAUCGAUGCCCAAUCCUUCGCCAGAUGAAAGAUGUAAAACUCCGCCAAGCAAUAAUCGUUUAUCACCACUUCCGUCCAUUUAUUUCCACGAUGAUGCACGAACCUUUACAAAAGAUCGAAGAUCUUUAACAUCGGAUCGUUUAAAUGAACCAUUACAUAUGAAUAGUAAUAGUACAAAUAAUAGUAAUAAAUUAGUGACAUCACCCACAUCACAAGCCCGUCAUACAUUAUUAGCACGUGAACCAAUUAAUAUUCCAAUUGAACGUGUACAAUCAAUUCAUCGUACAACAUUAAAUGUUGAUCCAGAUAUUCUUGAAUUGUAUGAUAAAGCAACAACAACAACAACAGGUAUCACCAAUGAUAUGACAUUUGUCAAAUCAAAGAUACCAUCCAGUAUUAAUGAUCAACAUCAACAGUCCGAAAAUCUUGCUCGAAAAAUAAUAUCAUCGGACAAAAAUCAUGAUCGUCGACAACGAUCAAAAACAUUAGCAGGUAAACAAAUUAACACAGAAGAAAUAGAUAAAAAUAAUAAUUAUACUUCAACACAUCAUCAACACCAUCAUUCUCCUCACGGUGAUAUAUCAUUUGAAAAUCAAAUAUAUGGAUGUACUACAAAAGAUGAACAACAACAAUAUCAUAAUUCAAAUCAUACAUCAACUCAAAAACAUCGAUCAGAGUCAACAAAUAAUACUAAAACUACUACAAAUAAUCAACAAAUGGAUACAAAUAAUUUACAAACUCGACGUACAAGUGGUGAGCAAGAUGAAAAUAAAAAAAAAGUACAAAGACGACAUACAGAUAUGGGAGGAGGAGGUGAGAGUAAAACGUUGACUAAACAGUUACUCAGUUCAUGGUAUAUUAUUGAUAAAGAACAUUGGAUAAAUAUGUUAGAAAAUGGUUGGAGACCAACACACGAUCAUCCAGGAGUCAAACAAGUGUCACGAUUUGAUACAGAUGAUACUCGUCACCAUCAUACACAUCACAGUAAUAACCAUCGUCGUACUCCGUCACCUGAUUUUUAUGCAAAAGUAUCACGUUAUGAAUAUACAAAUUUAUUUGAACAAUUAGAAUUUACUUAUCAACGUACAAUAAAUUUAGGUAAUGAAUUUUGGCGAUUUCUUGAAAUAAGUGGUGACAAUCAAUUAUGUUUAUAUCAUCAAUUAAAUAAACAAUUGAUAUUGUAUAAACCAGAUGAAAGUCUUUAUUCUCUAUUGUGGCCUUAUGAUGGUAUUGUUGAUAUAUGUUAUUCAAAAUCAAUGUCAUUUUGGGUUAUAGCUACACAAACUCAAAUAUGUUUAUGUAAUAAAACAUUAACAAAAAUAUUACGAUCAAUUAAUAUUAAUGGUGAUUGGCCAAAACGUAUAACAACAUCAUAUUCAUCAAUUUUUCAUACAUAUAAAAUAGGAUCAAUAACACAAUCAUCAUCUACUCAAUUUUUAUUAGAACGUUAUGAUUAUAAAUUAAAUUGUUUAGCUAAACAUAUUUUAGAAUCAUCAACCAUAUGGGAUAUAUCUACGGAUGAUAAUACACAACAUUUAGCAAUAUUAUGUGAUGUAGCAUUACUCAUAUUUGAUUAUAAUUUAAAUUUACUAAGACAAAUUGAAGUAACAGGAUUUAAAGUAUCCAGAGAUCAUUUUGGUGGAUGGUUAAUUGCUGAUUAUAAUGCAAAUUGUAUAUGGCAAAUAAUGAGAAAUGAAUAUUUAAAACCUAAAAAAAUUUUAAAUGUUGAAAGACCAUGGUCAGUUAUAUUUGAUCGUUUAAAUUGGAGAUUGGUUACAUUGAGUGAAACACAAAAUCGAGCAAAACGUUUACUUUUUUUUAAUAUGAAAAAUAUACCAAAUUCACUGUUAUCGAUGAUGAACACAAAUCAUUUAUCAAUUACUUAA